AUGUCUAGAAUAGCAGUCGCGUCUCUCGUUGCCCCUCAAGAAGUGCUGUCCGUCUCAGUCAGAGCACCAAUGCAACAAGAAUGGUAUGAAGAGAAUGGCCGUUGGUACCAUGCAUGGCAGAAGGGUCUAUACAUGUACCCGCAUGACGAGGAGGAACGCCAUCGCAUGGAUGUAUACCACAACCUCUUUUACGACAAAGCUGGAUUAAGCCUUCAUUCAGCAAGAUUGAUUCCUGAAGUCACCCGUCGUCCCCGGAUUAUGGAUCUUGGGUGCGGAACUGGCUUCUGGGCAAUUGACAUGGGCGAGCAAUACCCAGAGGGAGAGGUCCUCGGACUCGAUCUUGCCAACCUCCAACCUGCUCAGAUUCCGCCCAAUGUCCGCUUCCAGAUACCUUUCAAUUUCGAAACACCUUACUGGAGCUUAGGUCAAGACUCGUGGGACUUGAUUCAUAUGCAAAUGCUCUGUGGUAGCGUCUCAAGCUGGCCAAACCUAUACGCAAAAGUCAUUUCGCAUCUCCGACCCGGUUUCGGGUGUAUCGAACAACUCGAAAUAGAUUUCGAGCCUCGCUGCGAUGACGGCACACUUCCUCCGGACUCGUACCUCAGGCAAUGGUACGACUACUUGGUGCGAGCUACUGAUCAGACCCCAAAAACAAUCCGUUACUCGCACAACACUCGCCAGGCCCUGUCGCAAGCUGGAUUCACAGACAUCUCAGAACGUGUCAUCAAGGCACCAUACCGAGCAUGGUCAACUGAUCCUACGGCUUUCAAUAUUGGCAACUUCCACCAAACCGCCUUGGACCUCUGUGCUGGUCUGGAAGCACUAAGCUUGGGUCCAUUCUCUAGAGUGUUUGGCUGGAGCAAACAGGAGAUUGAAGGCUUCCUUGCUGGAGUGCGAGCGGAAAUUCGCAACCGUUCGAUCCACGCUUACACCAACAUCCACGUGUGGACCGCAAGAAGGCCACUUGCCAGAUGA
Molecule: messenger RNA, 975 nt
Organism: Aureobasidium pullulans EXF-150
Lineage: Eukaryota; Fungi; Ascomycota; Dothideomycetes; Dothideales; Saccotheciaceae
Product: methyltransferase LaeA
Exons: 7
Coding region: 1-975 (324 amino acids)
Molecular function (GO): methyltransferase activity
Source: RefSeq, a predicted model, not a curated record